AACCACUACUAAGAUUGGAAAAUGAAUUAUUUUCAUACAGGUGUUAGAAUUGUUAUACUUCUGUUAGAGUUCUGUACUUAGUUACUGAUCUGAGUAAGGUUGAGCUGACUGAUCAUGAAUGAAGAUUACAUUAAACAAACAAAUUCAACCCAAGCCGGUUUGCUUAUAACAUCACUCGAUAGCUUGAGAGAACAAAAUAUUCUCUGCGAUUUCGAUGUCAAAGUCGGUGACAAAUCCUUUCGUGCUCAUCGCUGUGUCUUGGCAGCCUCGUCAGGAUACUUCAAAGCGAUGUUUACAAGCAAAAUGAAGGAAUCUCGUGAUGGGUUUAUCAAUAUGAAGGAUGUUGAUCAGAAUGGGAUUUCCCAAUGUAUAGAAUUCAUGUAUAAAGGAGUAGGAAAUUUGAAAAUGGAAUACGUUCAACAAAUCCUGCAAGCAUCCAACCUGUUACAAAUGGUUGGCUUGACAAACUUUUGCUUCCAUUACUUGAAAACCCAUCUCUCGUCGACCAAUUGUUUUUCUGUCAUCAAUUUAGCUCAAGCGUACGAUCGUCAUGAUAUAAAAGAACAAGCAGAACAGGUGCUGAUCACUAAUUUCAAAUCAGUAAUUUCCUCUGAGAUGUUCCCGUUCAUUAUCAAGCCAGAUCUCCUGCGUUACAUAAAAGUUUCAAAUGCGAGUUAUCAAACAUCAUGGCAAGCUAUGAAAACAUGGGCAAAAGCAAAAGAUGAAGAUGCAGAGAGAUGUUUUGCCGAUCUUGUUACAGUCAUCAAUAUUCGGACUUAUCCUUUCAAAUUUCUUCUGGAGACUGUAUUGGAAGAACCAUUGGUGAAAAGUAAUGACAUUGCAAAGAAUUCAGUCAUCACUGCAUUAUUCUCUGAUGUCAAGAAUCUUGAGACAAAUCUUGAGAUUGACAACUGCUUCAUCCUGAAGAAUAUGGCUGAAACUCGUCAAGUUAUAAACUCAAAUCCAGUGAAAGAUGUCAUGAAUCGAUUCCUGGAAGCAAAUUUCGAACAAAUCAUUGAAAAAAAAGAGUUCUGUGAUAUCAGCAAGGAUGACAUCAUUAUGAUUUACAAAUCCCCAAACACAAAAUAUUCUUCUGAGACUGUUAAAUGGCAUGGAGCUCUUAGAUGGAUAAAGCAAGAUAUUCAGGAAAGGAAAAAACAUUUUCAUGAACUGUUUAGCCUUCUCAAUCUCGGAAAAUUCCCCCUGCAAUUUCUUAAACAAACCAUUCGCUCAGAAACUUUGGUCAACGAUUCCCGUAAAUGUUACGAUAUACUUGUUGAUGAAAUAUUUUCUCGAGCUGACGAAAAGUCCACAGAUCAGGCAGCUCAGAAAGCAAUUUUUACUGCUCCAAGUACUAAAGCAGAUACAGAAACUUCCUUGGGCAACACCGCAUCAAGUAGUCACGGAUCUAAGAAUGUAGAAGAGCCACAGAUGGGAGCAGUGGGUGGAUACAGGAGUGAUACUUCAGAAUCUCAGUCUUCAAGUCAAGCUACUCCAUCUGGUCUAAGAAUCAUCGACAAACUACCACCUGGUGGAAGAAUGUCAGUGAAAAGGUUGCGUGUAUCACUGCCAGGAUAUGAAAGGUUGCCGUUAGGCACUUCUGUCAUCACCUACUCAUUCCCUGCUGGAAGUCUGAAUGGUGUUUCAUAUGUGGCAAAGAAGUUCACUGAAUAUCUACCUGGGUAUCUCUUCGAUCACGCAUCCAUACCCUUGCUAGAGAAAGCAUUCAAUGCAGGAUUGCUCUUCAAGAUUCAGAUAAUUGGAAGCAGUAGAGGAGAGAUAAUAUGGAAUGAUGAAAUUCCUCAUAAAACUAACAAACAUGGAGGUCCAGAUAACAAUGGAUAUCCUGAUCAAGGCCAUAACAAAAAGCUUCAUAAAGCAUUGGAGGCGAAAUUAAAGGCAGCAGGAAUUGAAUAAUAACAAUAGAUGAUCAACAAUGGACGCUCAACACUAUCCGGACAAUACUAUAUUAAAACUCAUCCAUUGAUUUUGUAGUGUCAUUAUCAAGCAUUUCAUCAAGCCACUUAUAAUUAUUAUAAAGUUCGGUGAAUGCAAUAUCAGUCAGAUUGACUCAGAUAUCUUUAAAGGACAUUUUAUAUAUCUCAAGGCAAUUUUCAAGAUAAAACAGCAAACUUUGGGGGUACAGUGGUAAAAAAUAAGUUCCUGUCAUUACCGGAACAGACCCUAAAUUGCCUAAACGGGGUGGAAAAUCCAUCUAAACCUACCGGAACUACUUGUAGCUAUCUUGUAAAAUUUGUGUAGGAAUUGAAUACUAACAAUACAAAAUCAACAAUGGACGUUGGACUCUACAUGGACAAUAUAAUAUUAGAACCCUUCCAUUGAUUUUAUAUUGUCAUUAUCAAGCAUUUCAUUAUGCCACUUACUUACAUAUUAUAAUGUUUGAUGAACUGCAAUAUCAGUCUGAUUUGACUCAACUUUUUGUUUUUAAAUCAAACUCUAUACUGUUAAUCAAGGUUAAUUAGUCAGAAUUUUCAAAACCAACAAUUUAUAUUUUUUUCAAUUUUUCAUCGUUUUUAUCUGUUUCAUCCUUUUAUUGUUGAUCAACUCCAUGAUAAUUAUGCAUAUAUGUAUAUACCGUAUAUGCUCGUUUUCCCGCCCGAUCUUGAUUAAGGGCUCGUUUGAAUAGCCGCCCGUGUGAACAGAACAUAAAAAUAAAUAAGGGCCGGUGC
This is a messenger RNA of Styela clava, 2690 nucleotides long. NCBI's taxonomy places the organism in Eukaryota, Metazoa, Chordata, Ascidiacea, Stolidobranchia, Styelidae. The record is from RefSeq and is a predicted model, not a curated record.